GCCCCCACCACCUAACGCCGAACCGACGGACGCGCGCGGCGCGGGCCUUUUAAUAUCCCCACGCGCGAGCGGCGACCGACCGGCGGCGAGCGGAGAUCGAGAAUGGUGGUGGCGGGGGAGGGGUCGGCGUCGGGGGCCAAGAUCAAGGGGUCGUGGAGCCCCGAGGAGGACGACCUGCUGCGCGCGGCGGUGGCGAGGCACGGGCCGCGGAACUGGACGGCGAUCAGCGAGGAGGUGCCCGGGAGGUCCGGCAAGUCGUGCAGGCUGCGGUGGUGCAACCAGCUCAACCCCGGGGUGCACCGCCGCCCCUUCACCCCGGAGGAGGACGCGCUCAUCGUCGCCGCGCACGGCCGCUACGGCAACAAGUGGGCCACCAUCGCGCGCCUCCUCGACGGCCGCACCGACAACUCCGUCAAGAACCACUGGAACUCCUCGCUCCGCCGGAACCGCAGGGCGGCGGCUGCGGCGGCGGCGGCCGCGGCCUCGGUGGCGUCCGUGUCGUACCAGUCCAUGGAUCUCACGGAGGAGGACAACGACGAUGACGAGGAGGACACCAGCGACGACUCGGUGGCGGUCCGCGCGCCGUCCGCGCCGGCGGCCGUCGUCGCUGCCGCCCCUGCGCCACGGCCGCCGGCCAAGAGGCUGUGCGUGGCCGCACCUCCCGCCGGCAUGGCGCCCGCCGUGGCCACGAUGGAGCGCGCCAUGGUGCCCGUCGUGGGAGCGCUCGAGCACGCCAUGGUGCCCGUCGCGGCAGCGACUCCGCCGCCCGACCCGCCCACGUCGCUGUCCCUCAGCCCGCCGGGCGCCGCGGCGGCGCCAGCCCCCGCCGCCUCCACCGGCUCGCCGGAGGCGGCCGCCGUGGCGAGCGAGAAAGCGCGGCUGGAGCAGGACCCGUGGCUGAUGGCGAUGAUGCGGCAGAUGAUCACGGAGGAGGUGCACCGGCAGGUGGGCAUGGUGUACUCGCUGGUGGCAUCCUCGGCGGCGGUGGCGGCCCACGCAGGCUGCAACGCCGGCGGCGGCGUCGGCCGGAAAGGCCCCGACGGCGGCCCAUCCAACCGUCAGGAUUGAUCACCCCCACCGAUAGAUGCAUCUAGCCCAAUCUUGAUCAUGUAGUCGCAAUAAUCUCGAUUUUGUAGUUGCAUAUUGCAAAGCCUCUCCAUUUCCAGCACAAAAAACUUUGCUACUGUUGGUUAAUCAAAAUACCGUUCUGUUAAUCAAUCUGUAGUUCAUAUCAACUAAAUUAGCCAGCAUAAUCUCAUCUAAUUACAGUACUUAU
Messenger RNA from Oryza brachyantha (malo sina), 1276 nucleotides. Its product is annotated as transcription factor MYB77-like. The record is from RefSeq and is a predicted model, not a curated record. NCBI's taxonomy places the organism in Eukaryota, Viridiplantae, Streptophyta, Magnoliopsida, Poales, Poaceae. The transcript has a single exon. The coding region runs from base 103 to 1068 and encodes 321 amino acids.